GUCUGGAGCCGCGCGCUGGCGGGGCUCUCUGCAUUGCACGCUCGGGGGGCGCCGCAGUGUUCGUGGGAUGGGGCAGCGGGCUGCCGCUGGCGGCCGGAAUCCGCGCGCGCGCAGCCCGGAUGUGACUUCUCUUCCAUCGUGCCAACUUCCCACUCCCAGGCCCCCUGUAUGAGUGACUCCACAGCCUGCCAUGGAACCUGGCCCUGCUCUGGCCUGGCUUCUGCUCCUGAGCCUUCUGGCAGAUUGUCUUAAAGCUGCUCAGUCCCGGGACUUCACAGUGAAAGACAUCAUCUACCUCCACCCUUCAACCACACCAUAUCCUGGUGGAUUUAAGUGUUUCACCUGUGAAAAGGCAGCAGACAAUUAUGAGUGCAACCGAUGGGCUCCAGACAUCUACUGUCCUCGAGAAACCAGGUACUGCUACACUCAGCACACAAUGGAAGUCACAGGAAAUAGCAUCUCUGUCACCAAACGCUGUGUUCCACUGGAGGAGUGCUUGUCCACUGGCUGUAGAGACUUGGAACAAGAAGGCCACAAGGUCUGCACUUCCUGUUGUGAAGGAAAUAUCUGUAAUUUACCACUCCCUCGAAAUGAAACAGAAGCCACGUUUGCUACAACGUCACCCAUAAAUCAGACAAAUGGGCACCCACACUGCAUGUCAGUGAUAGUGUCCUGCUUGUGGGUGUGGUUGGGACUUAUUUUAUAGCUGCUCCAAGGCACCCUAUGUAGAACGGAGCCACAGGAUAGCAAGGGCCCAAAGUCAUGCAUGAAUCAUCGGCCUGACAAUAGUUCCACAUUUGAAAUCACAACACUCGUGGAUGUUUUUGCUACCAAGCAUCACCACUUACCAUGGGAAACAAGUGUUGCUUCAGUGUAGUCAUUUCUAGUCCAUAAGACCUCAUCAAAGUCAGAUGCUUCCAAACAGAGUCUGAGUUCUACACCGCAGUCUUGUUUUCACAUCAAGAAACAUUUAUUUAGACCUCUUAAUUUGGAAUCCACGAGCCACAAGAAGUGCUGGGGCCCUCUGAGAUAUUAGGCGAUAUGUUUUAUGGAUAUGUUUAGAUGUGUGGUUUUGUUCAGGAAAAAGUGGUGCGGGAUCACUUGUUUAAAUACAAUCAUGAAUUUAUUUAUGCAUCUAGAAGGUAUAACUUUGGUUCCAAAAUUAAUAUUAUUUCCUUGGAAGUCUCUAGAAAAGUUGUGAGCAAGUUGUCCAGUUUAUCAUUCCAAUGCCAAUCUCCAGUUGUGGGACUUAUAUUCCUUCUGCUCUCUGUGUAGAAAAUUGAAAAGGCAAUCAUAAAAGCUUAUUAUGGGACAAGGGUAGCUAGAGGAUUUUUUUUAACUUUAUGUAACUAGCAUUUAUUAAGUGACUCUUUGUCCCAUCCUAUAGUUGGUGAUAUUAUCUUUGACUUGGCUCCUAAAUAUGCUCCAGGAGAUCCUGGAUUCAUACUAGGCCAAUGAGUAGCCAAGGAGU
This is a messenger RNA of Suncus etruscus (white-toothed pygmy shrew), 1471 nucleotides long. RefSeq names its product LY6/PLAUR domain containing 6 (gene LYPD6). Gene Ontology annotation, biological process: positive regulation of canonical Wnt signaling pathway. Gene Ontology annotation, molecular function: acetylcholine receptor inhibitor activity. The transcript is spliced from 5 exons. Lineage: Eukaryota; Metazoa; Chordata; Mammalia; Eulipotyphla; Soricidae. The coding region runs from base 191 to 706 and encodes 171 amino acids. The record is from RefSeq and is a predicted model, not a curated record.